Messenger RNA from Photinus pyralis (common eastern firefly), 2949 nucleotides. Its product is annotated as neutral alpha-glucosidase C-like. Gene Ontology annotation, molecular function: carbohydrate binding; alpha-glucosidase activity. Gene Ontology annotation, biological process: carbohydrate metabolic process; N-glycan processing. Lineage: Eukaryota; Metazoa; Arthropoda; Insecta; Coleoptera; Lampyridae. The coding region runs from base 246 to 2891 and encodes 881 amino acids. The record is from RefSeq and is a predicted model, not a curated record. The transcript has a single exon.
AACUAGAAAAAAUUCAACACAAUUAUUACUAAUUUGAACAUAUGAAUCAUUUCACUAAUAUUUGCAUUUUAAAUGGGUGUAAUUCCAAGUGAAAUGUGAUAAUGAAAUUUGUGACGCAGGGAAUAGCCUAUCGAUACCGACUUAUCAAUAUUAUAGAUAGCUUUGAUAAAGUAUCUUUAUAGUAAAUAGCCUAUAUAAGCGAACUAGGGAUAAUUCUAAUUUCAGUAACCACUUGAAUAGUCAACAUGAGGUUCACAUUGGUGCUCUUAAUUACAUUUUUCGUAGGGUUAACAUAUGGAAACGAUUCCAGAUGGAAAGAUUGUCAAGAUACGUUUUGCAAAAGGCUUAGAGGAAGUCCAGGGAGUACCAAAGUAUCAUAUUCCGUUGAUUUGGCAAGUCUAAAAUUGAAAGAAAAGAAAGUGGUGGGGGUUUUAAAGCCUAGUGUUACAAAUGCAGUGACAUUAACACUCACUAUAAGCGUAUUGGAAGACAAAAUAUGUCACAUUUCCAUCGACGAAGAGAAAGCUCCAACAACGCCGCGUUAUAAAGCACACGACGCUCUGGUUGAAGGUGGAAAAAAUUUUAAAAUAGUAGAACCCAAAGUUUCUGGCAACACUGGUACUGCUACUGAAGCUUCAAUCACGUACGACGACCUCAAGGUUACCAUUUACAAGAGUCCCAUGAAAUUUGAGUUUUACAAGAACGACACCCUGUUUUCAGUUGUAAAUGCAAAUAAUCGUUUUGUAUUCGAAACAUCAGGCACAGAAACAGGAGUCGGUUUGGACAUUUCAUUUAAAAAUGUUCAACGUGCAUAUGGACUACCGGAACAUGCAGACCAUUUAUCACUUCGAACCACCGUAAGAGAAGAACCGUACCGUCAUUUUAAUUUGGACUACGGUAGUUACGAAUUGGAAUCCACUCAAGCUUUAUAUGGAGCAAUUGGAGUCCUGUAUGCGCACGGCAACAAGCUCUCAUCGGGUGCUUUUUGGUUAAACGCGGCUCAAACCUGGACUGAUAUCACCAACAGCCCAAAUCAAAUUGAUGCCUACUUUAUGAGCGAAUCGGGUGUCCUAGAUUUGUUUAUACUACCCGGACCUACACUUCCUCAGGCGGUUAAGCAGUACAGCACGUUAACAGGUACCGCAUCUUUACCUCAGUACUUCACUUUAGGAUACCACCAAAGCAGAUACAGUUACAUGAAUCAAGAUGAUGUUGUUGACGUAGUUAAGAAUUUCGAUGAAAAAUUGCUACCAAUCGACGUGAUGUGGUUAGAUAUCGAUUACACCGAUGAGAAGAAAUAUUUUACUUGGGAUCCUAAAAGAUUUAGCAAGCCCCAGGAAUUAAUUGAUAACUUAGCAAAAACUAAUCGUAAACUGGUAGCUAUUAUCGAUCCACAUAUUAAAAUUGACGACAAUUAUUUUCUCCAUAAAGAGGCCAAGGGGAAAUAUUAUGUGCGCGAUUCUUCAGGAACAAAGGACUUCGAGGGAAAAUGUUGGCCAGGUAUGAGUAGCUACUUAGAUUUUCUUAAUCCCAAAGCAAGAGAAUACUACGGUAACUUAUAUCUGACAAAUCACUUUGAGAAUAAGAAUGUACAUGUAUGGAAUGAUAUGAAUGAACCUGCAGUUUUUGAGCAACCAGCAGACGAACACUCAAUGCCACUUGAUGCAACGCACUAUGGAAAUCGCAAACACAGAGACGUUCAUAACAUAUACGGAUUUUAUCAAACUGUUGGAACAAAAGAGGGAAUGAUGAAACGCAAAGACAAAGUGCGUCCAUUUAUAUUAACGAGGUCCCACUUUGCUGGUACCCAACGUUAUGCGGCAGUAUGGACCGGUGACAAUGUAGCCACGUGGGAUUAUAUGAAAAUCAGUUUUCCAAUGUGUCUUACAGAAGCUUUGGCCGGUAUCAGUUUCUGCGGAGCCGAUGUUGGCGGUUUUUCGGGAAUUCCUGAUGAUGAACUAUACCAAAGGUGGUAUCAAGCCGGAGCCUGGCUGCCUUUCUACCGUGGACAUUCCGCUAUAGAUGUGCCGAGACGUGAACCCUAUUUAUAUGGAGAUGACGUUCAAGGACGUAUACGGGCAGCACUUCACCAACGGUAUAUCCACAUUCCCAUGUGGUAUACCUUAUUUUACGAACACGAGAGGGCAGGAGAACCGGUAAUUCGUCCGAUCACUUACCACUACCCUGCUGAAUCCGAUGCAUUCGAUAUCGAACAUGAAGUGCUAAUAGGACAGAAUAUUUUAGCUGCACCGGUCAUGGAUAAGGGAGUUUUGCAUCAUAAAGUUUACUUGCCUGGUGGUAGUGGAGAGGUAUGGUACAACAUUGAUGACAACUACAGACCAUACAAUGGAACCGGUUACCAUUUAAUCCCAGUAAAUCUCAACUCAAUGCCAGUAUUCUACAAAGCUGGGAGCAUAAUAUCUAGAAAAGACGCAAUGAAGCUUACUUCCAUUGACACCCUCAAAGAUCCGUACACCCUUUACAUUGUGUUAAAUGGAAAUGGAUAUGCAGAAGGAAAACUGUACGUUGAUGAUGGUGAAACAUUCUCGUAUCAAGACAAGAAAUAUUAUUACGUUAACUUUGUUUUUGAAAACAAUACUUUAACUGCAAAAGCUCUAAGCAAUACCACCUACGCAGAUGCGGCUCCAAUAACCAAUUUGGUUAUUAUCAAUCCCCCUCACACUAUAAAACAAGUGAAACAAAUUAAUGGAACUUCCGCUAUUGAUUUAAAUAGCAGCUACAAUGAAAAGCACGAUUUAUUAUUUGUCACUAACUUCACCGCCAAAUUACAAGAAGGUAUUGACAUUAAGUUUACGUCAUCUGCAUCCAUAUUAACUUUAAGCAUCGGAGCAUUCAUAGCAGUAUGCAUCUCAAUAGUUUAUAACAUAUAAUAAUUGUACCUAAUAACUUAAUGUAAUAAUUUCGAUAGUUAGUAAAUUGGAAAUUUUU